AUGGAGUCUUCAAGUUCAGUUUUAGAGCACGUGAACGAGCUUAAGAUGGAAAAGCAAUCAGAUGAACGAGAGGACAGAGCAAACGAUUAUAUGCAUCUGAAGCGUGUGCAAUCCCGAGCUAAAACAUUUCAAAGUCUCCAGCAGAGACUGAGAAACAACAGAAUACGAAUGUCGAUAAGCCAGAAAAAUGAAAAAAAUAGUGAAGUUAAAACUGAAAAGUAUGUCGGGAUAUCUCGCAAAAGAAAAUCCGAAUUAAUAUUCAAAACAGUCGCAACUGAUAAGUGUAUAAAACAACGAUUGUCUAAAAUUUUUGAACGUAGUUCCUGUGAAUGUCUAUUGAACAAUGCUCGUCUGAGGAAAAUUGAUGAAUUAGAAGAAUCAAUAAUCGAAUGUGAAAAAAGAAUGGAGCCAAGAACUCAAAUGCUUUUAAGUGCCUUCGAAGUGUUUGAAAACAAGUUUGAAUUUAUUUUGGAAAAACUGAACGUGACAGAAUUGAUGAACAAGUUUGAAAAGUUAGCAUCAUCGGCAAGCAAAAGCAACAAAAACGUAGUCAGCAAACUUUUUUCAAUCUUUAAAACAAACCCAUCUAGUUAUCUUGUUGCAAAACCUAGUAGAGGUCUCUAUAUCACAUGUUUGAUGCAUUCAUUCGAUAACAUCAUUGUCACUGCUGAUGUGUUGCUUCCGACGGUAAAAGUGGAGUGUGAUGAAGUUUGGGAUUUGGAGAACAAUUUUUAUUGGUUAAUGAAAGUAGUCAGCAAUUGGUCCCACGUCAACAAUUUUAAAUUAGCGCUGAAAAAUGAACUUUCGAUAUCGAAGAAGGUGGAAAAAAAUUGGAACGAGAGGAAGGACAUCCUCAUCCUGAGGUACGCCAUUUUGAAUGCAAUCAGUACACUGCAGGACAUCAUCGGGACAGAAGAUUUGGGCCAUCUGCACUAUGAAAUGAUAACGGAGGGUAGCUGCACCAUGUUUCUACUGGUCAACUCGGACCUUCAAAGAUCAACAAAGAUGUCUUCAAAAACAUCUUCAGUAUUGUCUCUAACUUCACAAUCGUCGUUUUCGUCAUCCUGGCUUCCCGUAACAUCACCAUCAUUAUCGUCAUCUUCUUUAUCUUGGAUGCCAUUGCGAAAAGUUUUUUCCAACGAAUACGUUGGCAGAAACAUACAAGGUUGUAAUUUACUAAAAUUUGUUACGCUGAGAAGUUCUGAUAUUCUCGGGUCAAAUUUGGGAACGAGUGAGCAGAAGCAGCUGGAGCAGGGCAUGUACAUCGGCUACUUGAAGCUGGCAUGUCGUGUACAGGGAUUGGAUAUCCUCGUCUCCAAACAACAUCUUUCAAGCCUCCCUUGCAUCAAGGUCGACGGUGAUGAUGGUGACGAUUCCGAUGAAGAUGUCAAGAUGGUGGUGAAGUACACCAACGUUUUUGAUGAUGGAGAUGGUGCUUCAAUGAGAGACAACAACUUCAAAAAUAUGCUACAGACAAAAUGCCAUCAGCUCAUUGAUACCAUCGCUACAGAAACAUCAACUGUAGCUGUUGAAGAAGAAGAAACUAUUGAAUCGACUACUCCAGCUGCUCAUCGUCUCCACAAGUUGACCUUCCCUGUGAAACGUUUCUUGAGCAUGACCUUACUCGCGCCACCAGCUUCUCUCGUGUGCUCACCUCUGCAGGGCCAUCUCCCCACCCCUCCGCCAUCUUGCACGUACCUCCCACUCAGAACUUUUGAAAUGCUCCACCUCAACACCUACCAGCCACAAAUCUACCGAAAGUAUUGCCAGUUGUCGGUCAUCUUGGAUCUGGUGACAGAAGUGUGCAGACGUCGUAAGAUACUUUUGGAAGCAUCCGGGGAAAGCGAAUCACCUGAUGACAAACUGGCUGAACUGUUGGAAGUCUCCCAUUCAGUACAAGGCAUCCAACGAGAUAUAAACGAGAUCUGGACGAAGUAUCGUUGGUUGACUGACGUCAUCAGACAAGCACGUCUGACGUCAUCGAAAGAUUUUGUUUCUUUGGGACAACUUUUCUAA
Molecule: messenger RNA, 2016 nt
Organism: Helobdella robusta
Lineage: Eukaryota; Metazoa; Annelida; Clitellata; Rhynchobdellida; Glossiphoniidae
Exons: 1
Coding region: 1-2016 (671 amino acids)
Biological process (GO): establishment of mitotic spindle orientation; regulation of establishment of bipolar cell polarity
Cellular component (GO): spindle
Source: RefSeq, a predicted model, not a curated record